AUGACUUCCAAGCUCAGCGCCUUUGAUCUCAACAAUAUCCAACUCGGCUUCAACAGCCAGACGUUCGCUAUUGUCGGCGUCGCCCUUCUUGCCAUCAGCGUCGUCCACUACCUCCGCUACGCCCGCGGCCAGAUCCACCUCCCCGGCCCCACCCCGCUUCCCAUCUUCGGCAACCUUCUGUCGCUCGACGACGAUGCCGCUCAGACCUACUACAAGUGGUCGAAGAAGUACGGCGCCGUCUACAAGGUCACACUCGGCGAGCGUGAGGUUGUCAUUGUCAACACUGCCGAGGCCGCAAAGUACCUCUUCGGUGACCUCGGAAACGUCUACAUUUCGCGUCCUCUGUUCCACAACUUCCACAAUGUCGUCUCGUCGUCGGCUGGCUUCACCAUCGGCUCGUCCCCAUGGGAUGACUCGUGCAAGCGCAAGCGUCGUGCUGCCGCCACUGCUCUGAACAGGACCGCCGUCCAGUCGUACGUUCCCAUUAUCGACCGCGAGACUCUUGCCCUCAUCGAGGACAUCUACCGUGACUGCGGCAAGGGCUCCAAGGAGAUCAACCCGUACUCGUACCUCCAGCGCCUGGCUCUCAACGUCUCUCUCGUCGUCAACUACGGUGCUCGCCUCGACGACAUUUCCGACACCAUGUUCCACGAGAUUAUCGAGGUCGAGACUAUUGUCGCCAACUUCCGCUCGCUCUCCAACGACAUGGCCGACUACGUUCCCCUUCUCCGCUACCUCCCCACCUCCAAGGGCACCGUCGACGUUGCCGAGGACGCCCGCAAGCGCCGUGACAAGUACAUGAAGAAGAUGCUCGACGACCUCAAGGCCCGCGUCCGCAACGGCACCGACAUUCCCUGCAUCAUGGGCAACAUUCUCAAGGACCCCGAGGCACAGCUCACCGACCUCGAGCUCUCGUCCAUCUGUCUCUCCAUGGUCUCUGCCGGUCUUGACACUCUUGCCAACACGUUUAUCUGGUCGGUCGGCUUCCUUGCCAAGCACCCCGAGAUCCAGGAGAAGGCGUACCAGGCCAUCAACGAGGUGUACCACGGUGCCAUCCCCGACUCUAACGAGGAGGUUGUCGAGUACAUCACUGCCCUGCACAAGGAGUGCUCGCGCUACUUCUCGGUCCUCAAGCUUGCUCUUCCCCGUGCCACCAUUGGCGACUCGGAGUGGCGCGGCGUCACCAUCCCCGACGGCACUACUGUCUUCCUCAACGCCUGGGCUAUCCACCACGACGCCGAGCGCUACGGUGACUUUGAGAACUUCCGUCCCGAGCGCUUCAUGGACAAGUCCGAGGCCAACCAGCAGGCUCACUACUCGUUCGGUGCCGGCCGCCGCAUGUGCGCAGGUGUCCACCUUGCCAACCGCGAGCUCUACGUCGCCUUCUGCAAGCUCAUCUACUUCUUCAAGCUCGAGGUUGGCUCCAAGGACUAUGACAUCAACCCGGCCACCGCGUGCUCCAACCCCCGUGGUCUCUCGAGCCAGCCCCGCGAAUUCAAGAUCAAGUUUAUCCCGCGUGACGCCGACACGAUCGAGGACUGGAUCACCGAGGAGAAGAGCCGUGCCGAGCUCAAGCUUGCUGCUUCGAUGACCAACAAGCAGUAG
Cutaneotrichosporon cavernicola is the source of this 1605-nucleotide messenger RNA. RefSeq lists its product as uncharacterized. Bases 1 to 1605 code for a protein of 534 amino acids. Gene Ontology annotation, molecular function: monooxygenase activity; iron ion binding; heme binding. The record is from RefSeq and is a predicted model, not a curated record. The transcript has 2 exons. Lineage: Eukaryota; Fungi; Basidiomycota; Tremellomycetes; Trichosporonales; Trichosporonaceae.